This is a messenger RNA of Alligator mississippiensis (American alligator), 2074 nucleotides long. RefSeq names its product sarcoglycan alpha (gene SGCA). The transcript has 10 exons. Lineage: Eukaryota; Metazoa; Chordata; Crocodylia; Alligatoridae. The record is from RefSeq and is a predicted model, not a curated record. The coding region runs from base 795 to 1991 and encodes 398 amino acids. Gene Ontology annotation, cellular component: sarcoglycan complex.
CAGAGCUGGGAAAAGAACCCAGGUGUCCCAAGCCUCAGUCCAACAUGAGUGGCUUGGAGGCAUCAGAGCUUGCAGGUAUUGAAGGAGCCCAGCUGAAUCUGAACAGCAGGCAACAUCUGGAGUGACUCCAGCCUGAGCCCAUCUCUAGUGCUGUGAAGGGGCUUGGAGGAGGGUGAAAUGCAGAGCCUUGCAGGAGCAGACAGGGCUGAAGGCAGCAGGAGAAGAGAGUGGAGCAAAGUGCUAUGGCAGGAAACCUUGAUGGAAGAAAAGAAAGGGCAGGCUUGGGGUUAUAUAUAUAUUUACAUAUCUCUGUUGCAGGAGGCUCCUGCAGUAAGGAUGUUCACAUGGGUAUCCCAGGCAAAUCCCAGUGCUGGCUGGAAGGAGCAUACCCCUCCACUUCCAGCUCUAAACCAUUUUCUCCUCUCACUGCUCCAUUCUGCUGCCUGCUCUCUCCCACCCCAGAUGCAGACAGCAUCUCUGUGCAAGGCAAUCCCUAGGCAACCCUAGACUGCCCCUGUGCCAGGGCCUGCCUCAUGAGAGCAGCAAGGCCUUCGCGUAGUGCCGGUUCAGGUAGUAGAAGCCCUUGGAGAACCAGGUGCCAUAAGCAUGAGUUAAUUGUCCCAGGUUAGGACACCCUGGACACACACCCCAUGGUUUUGGCGCCCCUUUGAGGCAGUUAGCAGCACAGCAGGCUCAGGAUCUUGGUUCCAGCUGCCUUACGACCUUGCUGGCUCUGCCCUGGCUGCCUGUCCCUGUCAAUCACACUGGACACAUUCCUGGCAAGUAGUGAAAAGAUGGCAGCACCACGGCUCGUCUGGACUCUCUUCUUAGCAGUGGUUUUUCUUGGUGGGCUCCUGGCUGCUCUCCCUGAUCGCAAUGUCUAUCCGGUGACUGGAGAGAUCUUUGUGCACGAGCUGGAGCGGGAGCUCUUCCAGGAUGCGUUUCCCUCUGUCCACAAUAACGUCGAGGAAAUCCCACCUGAUGUCCCCAUCACCUUCCAUGCCCGUCUGUUGGGAUACCCAGACCUGCCCAGGUGGCUGCGUUACAUCCAGCGUGGGCCGUAUGAAACCGCCUUCCUCUAUGGGUCACCCACAGCAAAGGAAAAGAAAGCUGGCAGGCAGACCAUUGAGGUGAAAGCGUAUAACAGACAUACAUAUGAGACUGUGAAACAAAGGAUCAUCUUCAACAUUGGCUCCUCCCCAGACGAGCAGCUCCCGUACCAGGCAGAGUUCUUUGUGAAGAACCGAGAUGUGGAGGAAGUGUUACCGCUGGAGGCACAGCAGCUGUUCCAGCAGGGUGUGGACAGCAUCUGGGAUCAGGACGACUUGCACAUCAUCAACAUCACGUCAGCCUUGGACCGGGGAGGUCGUGUGCCCCUGCCUAUCGAGGGCAGAAAGGAAGGGGUGUACAUAAAGGUAGGAUCCAUAUACCCUUUCUCCGACUGCCUGGUGGCCACCAAGUCUCUUGAUAAUGAGGCCCGGUGCAACAUGGAGCAGCAGCCAGUUCUUGCAUGUCAUGACAGAUUCUAUCCUGUAUUAAUAAUCGACUGGUGCAAUAUCACCUUGAUGGAUCUCUCCAGCCCCAGCACCGCAGGGCCAGUGCUUAUUUCGGGAGAUGGGGUUCUGGAGGACGGCAGUGAAUUUGAACCCCCCACAGAUGCCCCUGAGAAGACUUUUCUGUAUGACUACCUGCUGACCAUCCUCCUGCCCUUGCUGGUGGCCCUUCUGCUCUGCCUUUUCCUGACCUACAUCAUGUGCUGCCGAAGGGAGGGCCUGGACAAAAGGGACAUGGCAACUUCUGACAUCCAGAUGGUGCACCACAACACAAUCCAUGGCAACACGGAGGAGUUGAGGCACAUGGCUAGCAGCAGGGAGGUGCCGCAGCCCCUCUCCACCCUGCCCAUGUUCAACGUGCGCACAGGCGAGAGUAUCAACCCCAUGCAGGGGCGCUACGACAGUGCCCACGUCCCGCUUAUCCUGGACCAGAAGUAAAGGCCAGACCAGGUGUUUGUUUGCCUCUGAGUGACUCUGUGUGCAACGGUGAAGCCCUCUUAUGGUUGGGAAGAACAGGGGGA